AUGGCCGCCGACGAGCUCGCCGCCGCCUCCCACUCCUCCUCCUCCCCCGCCGACGAGGACGACGAAGAGGGCACCGACAGCGACGGCUCCAACCCCGACCACGCCGCCGCCCCCCACGCCCCUCCGGAGCCCACCGCCGCGAUUCCGCCUCCGCCGCCGCCGCAGCCGCAGCCUGGGGCGGGGGCGGAGGACUCGAGGCGGCUGUUCCAGCGGCUCUGGACGGACGAGGAGGAGCUCCUCAUCCUGCGCGGGUUCCUCGACUUCACGGCGCGGCGGGGCACCACGUUCGCGUCGCACCAGUACGACACGGGGCCCUUCUACGACGAGAUCCGGCGGCGCCUCUCCUUCGACUUCACCAAGAGCCAGCUCGUCGAGAAGCUCCGCCGCCUCAAGAAGAAGUACCGCCUCUGCGCCGCCCGCAUGGCCUCCUCCCCCCACGCCGCCGCCGCCGGCUUCGCCUUCAGGACCCCCCACGAGGGCGCCAUCUACGACCUCGCCCGCCACAUCUGGCCCCCCGCCCUCAAGCGCGACGGCACCGCCUCCGACGACGACGACAUCAACCCCGCCGCCGCAGCUGCCACUGCGGCAGUUAUGACGCCUGUUGCGAUGGAGGAUGGUUUCGGCGGAAGCGCCCCUACGCCGACGCCGACGCCGAGGGGCAGGGGAGGGCGGCGCGUCCGGCGGAGAAUGGCGCAAGAGCAGGAGGCCGCAGCAUUGCCUUCCGCGCCGGCGCUGACCUCAACAGAUGGAGCUCAUCAGGAGCCGCUUGUCGCGGCCAUGGAGAACACAUUGCCGCAGAUUGCGCAGCUGCCACCGGUGUCGGAGACGGAGCCAAUGCCAGUGAUUGCCAAUGGUGCUAAUGAGGAGGCUGUCCGGAGCGUUCUGUCACGUCUACUGAAGGAGUUCAUCACCUCAUUCGCUGUGGUUGGGCAGACUGGUCCAGGAAUGGGCUUAAACAUGGGAUUUGGGGGUGCUGGAUUAAACGCUGAUAUUGCUGGCCUUGGUUUCGGCAUUGCCGGGCUGAACCCUGGGGUGCCCGGUGCUGAUAGGUGGAGGCAGCAUCAGAUACUUGAGCUGGAGGUUUAUCUGAAGAGGAUUGAGCUUGUGCGUGAGCAAGUCACCGCCGCGCUAGAUGAGCUCAGGUCAUCGGAAGGUUGAUUUGUUCUCUUGUUUCAUAGUCCCGUCGAUACUUUCUCUCAUUAGCAGGGAGUACUUUCAACUUCUUCUGUUGUAGUGUGUGCCAUUAGUUGAUGCAUGUAUUAUAAAGUUCUGAUUGUAUACUUGGAUCUAGCUUAGCUGCAGGUAGUUGCCCAUAAGGUUAGAGGUGAGAACAUCGAUGUGUAGAUGAAAUGAGGAUCAAAGCUGAUCAAUACUUGUAGCUCUACUUUAUCUUAUAAUUUGAUAAAAUGCAAUGAAGAGUUUCGAGUCAGGAA
Oryza sativa Japonica Group (Japanese rice) is the source of this 1433-nucleotide messenger RNA. RefSeq names its product probable transcription factor At3g04930. The record is from RefSeq and is a predicted model, not a curated record. Gene Ontology annotation, cellular component: nucleus. NCBI's taxonomy places the organism in Eukaryota, Viridiplantae, Streptophyta, Magnoliopsida, Poales, Poaceae. Gene Ontology annotation, biological process: regulation of DNA-templated transcription.